Juglans microcarpa x Juglans regia is the source of this 2123-nucleotide messenger RNA. Its product is annotated as protein PNS1. Gene Ontology annotation, cellular component: membrane. The transcript has 5 exons. NCBI's taxonomy places the organism in Eukaryota, Viridiplantae, Streptophyta, Magnoliopsida, Fagales, Juglandaceae. The record is from RefSeq and is a predicted model, not a curated record. Gene Ontology annotation, biological process: transmembrane transport. The coding region runs from base 126 to 1751 and encodes 541 amino acids. Gene Ontology annotation, molecular function: transmembrane transporter activity.
CAAGGAAGACUAUCUCUGACCAAUAAUAAUAAAAAAAAAAAGUUAACACAGCGUUCCUCCACCCCAGAACAUAAAAAUCAACAAAAUUCCAGACACGACCGCAGCCGCAGCCGCAGCUGCCAUUGAUGGGUGCCACAGAACCCGUGGAUGAGAGGGAGACCGGUGGGGUUGAAGCGAGAGAGGAGAAUGACAAGAAAGAGGAGGAGGAAGUGAAAGAUGUGGAGAAAGGUGAGGUGGGUUUUCAAGAAGAGUUGGUUGGGAGCAAUAACCAUGGAGAUUUUCACUUGUCAAGGGUGCAGAGGCUGAACCCCACAAACCCCUUGAGGAUCGUCAUCAACAGUGCCACUAGAGUUGGAACUCCCUCUCCUUCUCAGCUUUCCCAGCCUUCCCAGCCUGCUCAGUCUCGCUCUACACCAACCCCACAACCGUCACUAACGACGCUGAAUUCAAGAGCAUACACCAACAGAAUAUCUCUGGUUCUGUUCCUUGUGCAUAUGGUUGUGGUUGUUGGGCUAGUUGGUUUUCUUGCGUUCAAGGGUAUUCAAGGGCUAAUUGUAGCUUCAGAAUCUGUUAAAAGAAAAGAGAAACACGUGUUAAUGCAUUAUCUACCACAAGUCGAAGCUGCAUCUCUUUUAAGCAUUAGUCUUGCGUUUGCAUGGCAAAAGGCAGUCAGGGAAUGGCCUAGAUUCAUGGUUCGUUUUAUACUAUGGAGUUCUUUUCUCUUGUCGCUAUCUGCUGGAAUUCUACUUAUUUGCUUCCAAAAGCCUCCCACGGAUGGCCUUGGAGUCUGUUUUAUUGCCUUUGCAGUAGGCAAUGGAUUAUAUGCUUGUUGGAUCACGCAGCGAAUUGGGUUUUGUUGUAAGGUCCUGGUCAAAUCACUUGAACCUGUUUCAAAAUUCCCUGGUUUGAAUGAGCCUAUUUACUGGAUGCUUGGGGCCGGAUUCAUGUGGAUGUCCCUGUGGAUUUUCGCUGUGGUUGGAGCCUUGAAUUUUUACUUUCCCCCAUUGAUCAUAAUUGCAUUGGUUUUGAGCUUGGUUUGGACCGCCGAAGUCAUGAGAAAUGUUGCUAAUUUGACAGUAAGUAGGGUAAUUGCUCUCUAUUAUCUCAGGGGAAUGCAAUCUAAUAUCCAAUUCUGCUUCCAAAGAGCCUUGACUCAGAAUCUUGGAAGUGCUUGCUUAGGCUCUCUCUUUGUGCCUGCAAUUGAGGCCCUGAGAAUUGUUGCUCGGACUCUGAAUUUGCUUGAGGGAGAAGAUGAGUUUAUGUUUUGCUGUGCACAUUGCUGUCUCAGAGUCAUGGAGUCCAUCUUCAGAAAUGGAAAUGGCUGGGCCUAUGUGCAGAUAGCAGCAUAUGGAAAAGGUUUUGUGAAGGCAUCACAAGACACUUGGGAGCUCUUUAAGAAGCAAGAAAUGGAAGCUAUCGUUGACUCUGACAUAAACAGCUCAAUUUGCUUUCUAACCGGAGUCUGUAGUGGCUCUAUCUGUGUCAUAGUUAUAGCUGCUUGGACUGCCAAAGUCCACCAAACUUACACAGCCACCGUUUCACUACUUGCAUUCUUCAUUGGAUACCUAAUGACCAGGAUUUCCAUGGCAGUACCACAUGCCUGCGUGAGCUGUUACUACGUUUGCUAUGCAGAGAAUCCUGAAAACAGGCUGUAUGAUAAAAUAAUAAAGGAUCGUCUCAACUUGAUCAAAGCUGGCCGUGAUGCGGUUGUACCUACACCUAGAGUUCCCCACCAGUUUGCAGCAAGGUAGCCCGGGGUUUGAUUUCUCCUCUUAAUGGUAUUAAAACAUGUUGGCAUCAUUUUGAUGGUCAUACCAUACCAUCAGGGGCUUUUGAAGACUUCACUCAACCCAACUGAACUCAAGCUAAAGGAUAAACAAUGGAUGAGAUGGUGGCGCCCAUGACAAUGAUUUUGAAUGUGAAAGUUCAACCAUUAUUGGAUGUUUUGGCAUUGGAUAGAAAGUGGAGAGCCACUCAGAUUCCAGCGAACAAGAAGGCUACAAGACAAAGUGUCCUUUGGCCGUGUCCUACUCCUCUGUAUAAUGAAUAGACUAUUCGAAUAUUGAUAAUUAACAUUGUAAAAUACAUUUGGGAGAGGACCCUUGAUUGAUUUAUUAGCUUUA